AACUCACAAACCCACAACAGGAUCCAGGACCAGGAGCAGAAACCUCUUCCUGGACCUGCAACAGGAGACAUCAGAGGGAGAAUGCUCAGUUUCCGGCUGGCCUACAUCUUCUCGUACAACCUGUUCCAGUUCUGUGGGCACACGUGGAUCCUGGCCAACACCAUCGCCAGGUUCCUCAUGUUUGGUCAAGAUGCCUUAGCGGACACGUUCUACUCGGUUGGCUUCAUGAUGAGUCUGUGCCAGCUGCUCUCCAUCCUGGAGCUCUUCCACAUCGCAGAUGGGAUUGAGAAGGCCAGACUCCUCCCACGCUUCAUCCAAGUGUGUAUCAGACUCGGGAGUGAAUCAUGUGGAUGUUAUGUGGAGGCAGAUGUGUGUGUGUUCAACGGUUCCACAUGCCGACGGGUCUGUUCCUCAGGUUCUGGAGAAGAACCUCCUGCUCAUCAUGGUCAUCAUGCUGGAGGAGAUACAGAGCAAACCCGUGGUGUGUGCCCAGCUCUUCUUGUGGAACGUUCUGGACCUCGUACGUUGUGUGGGGACAGGUACCCCCACGAGCUGCUGUGUGCCAUGGACAGCCCCUCCCCCCCCAUGCUGUGGACCCGCUACACCCUCUGCAUCCCCCUGUACAUCCUGUCCGUGGCCACUGAAGGGCUCACCCUCUACCAGGCUCUGGCCUGUGAGGAGCCGCCAGCAGGUGACUCGUGCUCUCUGAACACAACGGGGUCAACGGGGUCAACGGGCAUCGCCCACCCCCCUCUCGCCCUCAUGAUCUCCCUGCCCAUCCUGGCUCUUGGACCCGUGAAAAACAAACCCAUGAACUCCUGAAGGAGGUAAACACUUUAACAUGUGGCACCGUGAGCUUUUAGGUUGGACAACAGCUGGCUGCAGCUUCUUCUCCUCCCUCGGGUUGCCAGGUUUGGUUGCUUAAAACCAAAUUCUGGCAACCCAUAAUUAAAAAUCCUCAGUUGCAACGGCAUGACCCGCCUCCCCCCUCCGCUGAUUGGCUGAUAUUCAUACCCAAAAACAACAGUUUCAGCACGUAGCAUUGUUGUUGUUUAUAGCCAGGUGUCCCCAAACUCUUUCCUGAGGGCCACAUAACAUUUCCCUUGUCUGCUGGAGGGCCCUGUUGGGUUUGUGUAGACAUUAGAGAGACAACAUUGCUUUAGUGCUUUAAAGCGUCUUUGUGUAUUUAGAAAAGCGCUAUAUCAUUUUGAGUUAUUAUUAGAGCUUCUGGGUGUGUAUUAUAUUCCGCCUGUGUCCAGUAUUUAUGCUAGGCUAACGGUCACGUGAUAUUAUUCAUUUCAUAUCUGGAAAGAAAGCAAAGACACGAUCUACCAACUACUGAAUGGCCCCUCCAGACUAACCUUGAUGAAGAGGUUUCUCAAGGUUUCUAAGAAGUUUCUCAAGUCACUGGAAAGUCUCUCAAGUCACUGGUGAGUCAGACUGGUUCACGUCUGUGUUCUCAGACCAACGGAGGCUCAUCGGGCCUCAACACGAGCGACAGGCUCCUGGCCGGUGACUCCACUUUGUAAACCUGCACCGUCAGCAGAUAUAAUUCUGUGGUGGAUUUGUUCUGAAUGCAUUUUGUGUGACGUCCUAACAGUUCUGUGUGCUUCAGGGGCGUCGGUGACCGUGUGGCAGCUGCUGCAGGAGAGACGGCAGCAACUGGACCGCUGGAGCCAGAAGAUGAAACGGAAAUGACACGUUCACAUCAUGAGGGUCAUCUGGCUGUGGGGUCACUAACACUGCUUUUAUUCAGAAGAACUUCAACUCUUCAAGCCAGAAACUCAACACCAUAACAUAUUUAAAUACUAUCAAUGGACGCGUUGAGUCUUUGACGGAGCACGUUGAGGCUGGAGAGCGACCACGACGCUGCACUGAGCCUCUCAUGCCUCACGGUACCCAGGUCCAGCAGCAGAUGCUCCAGCUGUGCUUUGGUGAGAACCUCUGUGUGCGUUGCCACGGUGACAGUCUCCGGGCUACCAUCCGUACGCUCUAGUCCACACAGCUUUCUUCUUGAACUCGGCAGAGGACUUCAGAGCCAACAGUCCGGCUGAAACAACAACAACAACAAUAAUCACAAACAACUCCCCUUUAGAAUCAAACCUUGUGUUUCUGUUCUGGUGUCUUCAUUAUGUUCAUAAUAACAUCCAUCAGUGUUUCCUCUUACACUCUUCUGUUUAUAUUAAGCACAUUACUGACGAUUAUCAAGAUGUUAUUAAUAAGUAAAAUAUGAAUACACGUAUUACACUGUAGCUCCAUGGAGAAGCUUCAUGGAUUUUCUCCAUUGUUUUGUGGGAUGUGCACGGUCCCUCUACGUGGCUUCAGGUAACAAUACACAUCAAUAAUAUGGUGUAAAUAAUUAUAAUAAAUAAUGUAAUGCAUACA
Pseudoliparis swirei is the source of this 2385-nucleotide messenger RNA. RefSeq names its product 3-hydroxyacyl-CoA dehydratase 4 (gene hacd4). The record is from RefSeq and is a predicted model, not a curated record. NCBI's taxonomy places the organism in Eukaryota, Metazoa, Chordata, Actinopteri, Perciformes, Liparidae. The coding region runs from base 82 to 822 and encodes 246 amino acids. The transcript is spliced from 6 exons. Gene Ontology annotation, cellular component: endoplasmic reticulum membrane. Gene Ontology annotation, molecular function: 3-hydroxyacyl-CoA dehydratase activity. Gene Ontology annotation, biological process: very long-chain fatty acid biosynthetic process; fatty acid elongation; sphingolipid biosynthetic process.